Molecule: messenger RNA, 2148 nt
Organism: Psilocybe cubensis
Lineage: Eukaryota; Fungi; Basidiomycota; Agaricomycetes; Agaricales; Agrocybaceae
Exons: 8
Coding region: 1-2148 (715 amino acids)
Biological process (GO): prolyl-tRNA aminoacylation
Cellular component (GO): cytoplasm; aminoacyl-tRNA synthetase multienzyme complex
Molecular function (GO): ATP binding; aminoacyl-tRNA deacylase activity; proline-tRNA ligase activity
Source: RefSeq, a predicted model, not a curated record
AUGGCCGCUGCCUCCGACAUCGUCCAAAAGCUCGCUGCUCUCUCUAUCAAGCCAGCGUCUACCGUUAGCCAUGCCGAGUCCAGCUCCCCGGCAACCUGGAAAGAGGCUGUGAUCGCCUCAGGAUCAGCACCAGCAUCCUUCGAACUCAUCAAAACCCUAGUGUAUAAGCCAAAGACCGCGAAGAGCGCCACCCCCGUUCCAGUCGUCGUCAUUGCCCGUGAAGAGACCGAAACUAACUCGGGUGCCAUUGGCAAGAAGCUCAGCUUGAAGGAACUGCGUCUGGCCUCGGAGGAUCUGCUCACAGAAUUUUUUUCACUGGACAAAAACUCACUGUCUCCCCUCUCUAUCACCGAGUCAACUUUUUCAAAGGUUGUCACCGUUCUGGACACAUCGAUCGCGACUUCUUCUUCCACAUUUGCUAUCCACGCCAACUCUUCCAGUCAAACUCUUUUCCUUGCCGGAAAAGACAUCGUGUCAUAUCUCAAGAGUCUCGAGACCGAUGACAAGAAAGUCCAAGAGAUCGAUUUCCAGGAAUUGGCUGCGUCGAACGCUGCUGCUACCCCUGCCCCCGCUGCUGCUGCUCCGGCUGCCCCAGCUCAGGCCGCGUCGGCUCAGAUCCCUGGUGCUGUUCAAAUCGCCAUCGGUGUAAAGAAAGAGGUCGACUUCCCUACAUGGUACACAAAUGUUCUGCUCAAGGCCGACAUGUUGGACUACUACAGCGUCAGUGGAUGCUACAUCUUGAAGCCCUGGUCGUACAGCAUCUGGGAGGAGAUCCAAUCUUGGUUCAACUCUGAAAUCAAGGAACUCGGCGUCCAAAACUCCUACUUCCCUAUGUUCGUGUCUGCCUCUGUCCUGGAACGUGAGAAGGACCACAUUGAAGGAUUCUCCCCUGAGGUUGCUUGGGUAACAAAAGCUGGUAGCUCCGAUCUUGAAGAGCCCAUCGCCAUCCGUCCCACUUCAGAAACUGCUAUGUAUCCAUACUACUCUAAAUGGAUUCGUAGCCAUCGUGAUCUCCCCCUGAAGCUGAACCAAUGGAACAGUGUCGUGCGGUGGGAGUUCAAGAACCCUCAACCAUUCCUGCGUACCCGCGAGUUCCUCUGGCAGGAAGGACACACCGCGCAUCUCACCAAAGCCGAAGCCGAUAUUGAAGUGCGUCAGAUCCUCGACCUCUACAGACAGGUCUACGAGGACCUUCUCGCGGUCCCCGUAAUUCCAGGUGUCAAAUCCGAGAAGGAGAAGUUUGCGGGAGGACUGUAUACCACCACCAUUGAGGGUUUCAUCCCUACAUCCGGACGCGGGAUCCAAGCCGCGACCUCGCAUUGCCUGGGCCAAAACUUCUCGCGCCCGGAGAUGUUCAACAUCUUCGUCGAAGACCCCAACGACGGCUCCAAGUCGUACGUGUGGCAGAACUCAUGGGGAUUGUCGACCCGUGCGAUUGGUGUAAUGGUCAUGGUACACGGCGACAACCAGGGAUUGGUGCUCCCCCCACGCGUGGCCAGCAUCCAGGUCGUUGUUGUCCCUUGCGGUAUCACCGCGAAGACAACUGACGAGCAAAGGGCUAACAUCAACACUUCGUGCGAGGAUCUGGCGAAGAGACUGAAGAAGGCGGGUAUCCGCGCCAAGGCUGACUUGCGCGAUGGAUACACUCCUGGCUACAAGUUCAACGACUGGGAGCAGAAGGGUGUUCCCCUUCGCCUCGAAAUCGGCCCCAACGAUCUCGCCAAGCAGCAGACGCUCACCGUCCGCCGCGACACCGGCGCCAAAAACCCCAUCCCCUUGGCCGACCUCGAAAACUCUGUUUCUGCCAUUCUCAAGACUAUCCAACAGGAUAUGUUCACUAAAGCCAAGGAGACCUACGACUCCCAUGUCAUCGAGGUCACCAAGUGGGAGGACUUUGUUCCCGCUUUGGAUGGCAAGAACAUUGUCGUCAUUCCCUGGUGUAAUGAGGAGGCCUGUGAAGACGAUAUCAAGGAACGUAGUGGCCGAGCUUCGGAACCCCAGGAUGAGCGUGCGCCCUCCGCUGGUGCCAAAUCCCUGUGCAUCCCCUUCGACCAGUCAAAAUGGGCACCCAUUGAACCUGGAAAGACAAAGUGCACAGCGUGCGGUAAGGACGCCAAGCACUGGACGCUGUUCGGACGCUCGUACUAG